UGGUCUAUUCUCGGUCAACCCUGUUGUUGAGUCGUUCCCCUGCCGACUAUUGCGGAGUGCAGCCAGCGCGUCGUGUCUCUAUCCGAGGCCGGAUGGUAAAAUCCAACCUCCAGCGGAUCCUAAAUAGUCAUUGCUUUGCCCGUGAAAAAGAAGGAAAACAACAGCAUUUCACUACCAUGGUGGAUUUGAGUAGUAGCAUUUGUGACAUGAUUGGCAACCUGUGCCUGCACUGUAGUAGUACCCGCGGCCCGGGGCCUCUGUGGUGCUCCGAUGUCCCUCUCCCACCCCUGAAGAUCCCAGGUGGGCGAGGGAAUGGUACACGGGAUCACACUCCUUCAGCUCAGCCGCUCUACUCCGAUAGGAAGUUGACAGUGACAGAGGAGGCAGCGGGGAAUGGUCGUCCAAGGAUACUUCACUUCCAAAGCUUCCCCACUGUUAACAAGACGGUACGGUGGGACGCUGUCCUGAGCAGCAGUGUUCUCUACGUGGAGAUAGCACCUUUUAACCCACUUCCCGAAGGCAGCAAGGAGAGUUUUGCAGCUCUCCUUGGAUAUGCUGAAGAACACCUAAAAGUCGUAAGCGUAUUUGUCUGCUUUUACAAGAAAAGAGAUGAUUUUGCUAAGCUGGUGCGUACAUUCCGUUUCCUGGGCUUUGAGAUUGUGAAACCGGGCCAUGCCCUUGUCCCACCUCGACCCGACGUUUUCUUCAUGGCCUACAACUUCGACAGGGACUCCUCUGAUGAGGAGUAGCUUUCUGCACCACAUCUGUGCUCAUACACCCCUCCCUUGUUAUUUCAUAAAUCCCUUUUUUCCACAAUUUGCCUUUUGCUUUUUCAAACCUUUCAACCCCCAUGUAAUCCUAUUUUCCUGUGCUGCCUCUCCAAACCUCUGCCCCAGUUCACUUAUAGCCCCCCUCCCCCUCUUCGUGUCAUCCAAGUGCUUACAUCAGCUUCAAUGAACCCCCAACAUUUUGUGCUUAAGUUCCAGUGUUAGAGGGGAAAUUCACCGAUUUCCACCUUCUCUCUGUCUGUCUGCUACGGUGACAGCACAUGAAGAACUCCUGCAGUUGUUCCCAGUCAUUUCUGUAUCUUUGGGGCAGCAGUGAAACAGUGGCGGUGAGUUUUUUUCUGGCCACCGAGUGACAUGUUGUGACGUCAGUUGGCAGCCAGAAAAACUACAGCCUAGCAGGGUUUCUUUUUUUCUUCUGAUUUCUCCCAAUUUAGUGGCCAAUCGAUCCCUAUUUUAGUUCAAACACCCACCCUCGUACUGCAUGCGUUCGCCAACUGCAUCUCUAAGGCCGGCAGUCUCAAAGGAGAUGCCUCCCCACUUUCGUGACAAGGCGAAUCCAGGCCGAACCACUGCUUUUUCCGACACCCCCAGAGACACAUUCAUGUGACGAACACAAGCUGACUCCGCCCCCCUCCCGAAGACAGCGUUGCCAAUUAUCGCUGCUUCAUCGAGUCCGGCCAUAGUCGGAUCUGACGAGACCGGGGCGCUAAUCCCGGUCCCCAGUGGGCAACUGCAUCGACACAAAACCGAUGCUUAGACCGCUACACCACCGCGGACCCCCAGCCUAGCAGGGUUUCUGAUACUCCAGUGUACUCUAAACACGCUGUUCAAAAACAGCUUCAUUCCCUUGGCUGAACUACGUUGCAUGAAUCUAGCGCAGAGGAUUUUAUGGCCAGCUAUACAAAGGCUUAUGCAAAAUGCAUUCUGGUACGUGUAGGUGCUGUGGGAAGGAUGGUGAGAUGGAGAACACCGAUUUCUCCAUCAACAGAGUACACAGUGAGGACUUUAUUGCUUCAGUUGACUACAUUACUAAUUAAUAUUGAUUGUACGUACAUACACAAAAAAAAUCAGUGAAGGGCGUCUGGGUAGCGUAGCAGUCUAAUCCGUUGCCUACAAACAUGGGGCUCAUCAGUUCGAACCCCCAUGUUACCUCUGGCUUGGUUGGGCGUCCAUACAGACACAAUUGGCUGUGUCUGCGGGUGGGAAGCCGGACGUGGGUAUGUGUCCUGGUCGCUGCACUAGCACCUCCUCUGGUCGGUCAGGGCGCCUGUUCAGGGGGGAGGGGCAACUGGGGGGAAUAGCGUGAUCCUCCCACGCGCUGUGUCCCCCUGGCGAAACUCCUCACUGUAAGGUGAAAAGAAGCAGCUGGCAACAUCACGUGUCUCAGAGGAGGCAUAUGGUAGUCUGCAGCUCUUCCCGGAUUGGCAGAGGGGGUGGAUCAGUGACCAGGAUGGCUCGGAAGAGUGGGGUAAUUGGCCGGAUACAAUUGGGGAGAAAGGGGGGGGGUAAAAAAAAUCGGUGAAAUUUCCCUUUAAGACUUGUAUCUCCAGCUUCAUUUAUCUCUAUGUAUCUUUAUUAUUCGCUUAUCAUUUAAGAGUAAUUGGUAUCUUUUUGUUAGUUAAAGAGGGAACCUUUUUGUUUUGGACUUUCGGAGUAUAUUGCAAUUGUCAUAGAUAUCAAUGUGUUGUAUUCUACUUUUCAUAUUUUUAGUUUUGUUUGUAAUUUUCUAAUAAUAGGCCUGAGGAGGAUUCUUCAUUUCUUGAAUGUACAACAAAAAAAAGCUCAUCAGGUUUAAACUCGGGUACUCCAAUUUUGAUUUGAUUGGCUAAAGGUUGACAUCAGCUGUGUCCCACAGUUUCAUGUGUUUCAGUAGGAUCAAUCCAAUCAUCCAGCAUCAUUUUCCUCUUAAAAAGUGUGAAGAGUUUGUGAAACAUGUUGCUUGUGAGCAACAACCCCAAUGAUUGGUACUUCAUAACUGGAUAUUAAACCUCCAGACCAGACUAGUAAGAUAAGUUGGGAGGGAUUGUGAAUGCUGUUGUGUGUGACUGAUUGUCACUUCAGUUCCAAACUAUUGAGUGUAUUGGUACAAAGUGAAAGAAAAGUGGAUUAUCCAAAGUGCUUUUGCCUCUCUGGUGUGUACACCUGAUGUUAUUGUAGUAUCUUGUUUUUAGAGGAACUAAAGAAGUUGAUGUGAUGUACAGAUUUUUUUUCCCUUUGACUGCCAUUCCUUUUAACUUUCACUGGUAAUGAAUUUGUUCACCUGCUUAGUGGUACCUGUUGUGCUUCUGUGAUAAUAAAACAAACAAA
Messenger RNA from Lampris incognitus (smalleye Pacific opah), 3095 nucleotides. It is a transcript of the gene oaz1b, whose product is annotated as ornithine decarboxylase antizyme 1b. The record is from RefSeq and is a predicted model, not a curated record. Gene Ontology annotation, biological process: positive regulation of protein catabolic process. NCBI's taxonomy places the organism in Eukaryota, Metazoa, Chordata, Actinopteri, Lampriformes, Lampridae. Gene Ontology annotation, molecular function: ornithine decarboxylase inhibitor activity. Gene Ontology annotation, cellular component: nucleus; cytoplasm.